Molecule: messenger RNA, 2157 nt
Organism: Capra hircus (goat)
Lineage: Eukaryota; Metazoa; Chordata; Mammalia; Artiodactyla; Bovidae
Product: serpin B6-like
Exons: 7
Coding region: 146-1282 (378 amino acids)
Biological process (GO): negative regulation of endopeptidase activity
Cellular component (GO): cytoplasm
Molecular function (GO): serine-type endopeptidase inhibitor activity
Source: RefSeq, a predicted model, not a curated record
CCCGCUCGAGUUCGCCCUGACGCUCGGCCCUCGCCCUCCGCUCCGGCCCGGCCCGGCCCUCCCGGCGCGGUGUUUGGGCUCGGCGACUCUGUCGCGCCCCGCCCGCUCCGGCUGCGCUCGAGGACCUGUGGGGAGCCUCGCCACCAUGGAUGCGCUGUCAGAAGCAAACGGCACCUUUGCCUUGACCCUUCUGAAAAAGCUGGGUGCAGACAACUCGAAAAAUGUGUUUAUCUCACCCCUAAGCAUCUCCUCUGCCCUGGCCAUGGUCCUCAUGGGGGCCAGGGGCAACACCGCAGCCCAGAUGUGCCAGACGCUUUCUCUAAGCAAGAGCAGUGGCGGAGGUGAAGAUGUCCACCCGGGUUUCCAGAAGCUUCUCAGUGAAGUUAAUAGGACCGGCACACAGUACUUGCUCAGAACCGCCAACAGGCUUUUUGGACAGAAGCCUUACGAUUUCCUCUUGUCUUUCAAAGAUGCCUGCCACGUGUUCUACCAAGCAGAGAUGGAAGAGCUGGACUUUGUCAGCGCUACGGAGGAGUCCAGGAAGCACAUAAACACCUGGGUAGCUGAAAAGACAGAAGGUAAAAUUAGAGAUUUGCUGUCUGCAAAUUCAGUUAACCCCGCGACACGUCUGGUUCUCGUGAAUGCCAUCUACUUCAAAGGAAACUGGGAAAAACAGUUUCCCAAAGAAAACACCAGGGAAAGGCCAUUCAGAGUCAGCAAGAACGUGGAGAAACCUGUGCAAAUGAUGUUCAAGAAGUCCACCUUUAAAAUGACCUACAUUGAAGAAAUAAGCACCCAGAUUCUGGUGCUUCCCUACGUCGGCCAAGAGCUGAACAUGGUCAUCCUGCUGCCCAGUGAAAGCACGGACGUGUACACGGUGGAGAAGGCCCUGACCUACGAGAAAUUCGUCGCGUGGACAAAGCCCGAUGCGAUGGACGAGGAGGAGGUGGAGGUGUUUCUUCCCCGGUUCACGCUGGAGGAGAGUUAUGACAUGGAGUGUGUCCUCCGAGAUCUGGGCAUGACGGACGCCUUCGAGGAGGCCCGAGCCGACUUCAGUGGGAUGUCAUCCCAGCGAGACCUGUACCUGUCCAAGGUCGUGCACAAGUCCUUCGUGGAGGUCACCGAGGAGGGCACGGAGGCCGCAGGCUCCACAAUGGCCGGCUUCAUGCUGAAAUGCCUGAGGAUCCUGCCCCGGUUCUGUGCCAACCGCCCCUUCCUCUUCUUCAUCCAGCACAGCAAGACUGGGGCCAUCCUGUUCUGCGGCCGCUUCUGCUCACCGUGACGAGGUGGUGGGGAUCCCCGGUGCCCCUCACCGUUCUCCCCGAUCUCUGCGAAGAGCUGAGACCAUGUGACCUUGGUGAGGGUCCACAAAAAAAGGGCUGAUCCAGACCGCCUGUGAGAGCUGACUCAUUGGAAAAGACCCUGAUGCUGGGAAAGACUGAAGGCAGGAGGGGGAGGGGACGGCAGAGGAUGAGAUGCUUGUAUGCCAUCACCAACUCAAUGGACAUGAGUUUGAGUAACUCCGGGAGUUGGUGAUGGACUGGGAGGCCUGGCGUGCUAUAGGCGAUGGAAUCGCAAAGAGUCGGACAUGAAUGAGUGACUACACUGCACGAAGCUUUCUGCAGCCGCCCGUGUUCCCUGCUGAGAUGUGGGGCCCACAACCAACCGAUGCUGAGGUUCGGGUAGAGAGCGGUGCGGGGUCCACUGGCCUCCCUGUGGCGUCAUCAGGAGCUGGGCUCCCUCUAACCUGGUGGUGUGACCCACAUUCUCAGCCUGUCUCUAGUCCACUGUCUCUGCUGUACCCAAGUCAGCACCUGAGCCAUGAGGAGAGACAGGCUGCAGAGACGCUGCCCUUGGGAGCAGGCAGCAGGUCCAGUGGCGUCAGCGCCCACCUCCCCCUAGCCUGUGCCCACUGUCGCCUGAAGUGAGCUGUCUGUCCAGCCAGGGUCAGAGGCGUUUGUCCUUCGUCCCCAUCAGGCCAUCAGCAGGGACCUGUGAGGAUGGACGCCGUGGUCCCGGGUGUUACAGACCCUGUCACGGAGCUCGGCCUCUGCCCGGCUCUCUCUUAGCUGGACCUACUGCGCUACAUGUCAUGGGCAGUUUCCUCAAAACUGGAUUUUUCAAUUUGAUCUUAUUAAAAUUUUUCAAUAGAAUUGC